GGGGAGCAGCAUUUAUAAACCAUAUAUAUCCACACAGAGAGAAAGAAAGAGAGAGAGAAGGGAUUUAUAAUAUUAUUAUCAUAGAAAAUAUUAUAGAUUUAUUAUUAAAUUAAUAUCUAUAUAUAGAGAGAGGAGAAAUUAAAGAGAAUGGGAAGAGGAAGAGUGGAGCUGAAGAGAAUAGAGAACAAGAUAAAUAGGCAGGUGACAUUUGCUAAGAGAAGGAAUGGGUUGCUGAAGAAGGCUUGUGAACUUUCAGUGCUUUGUGAUGCAGAGAUUGCUCUCAUCAUCUUCUCCAAUCGUGGCAAGCUCUAUGAGUUCUCCAGCGGCUCUAGCAUGGCCAGAACUCUUGAGAGGUAUCAAGCAUGCACUUACGGAUCAAUGGAGACCAAUGAAGCAGGAAAAGACACAGAGAGCAGGUAUCAGGAAUAUGUGAGACUAAAAGCCAAAGUCGAACUCUUACAACGUUCACAGAGGAAUCUUCUUGGUGAAGAGCUGGGAGAUUUGGGCUCCAAGGAGCUAGAGAGGCUUGAGCAUCAGCUGGACUCAUCAUUGAGGCAAAUUAGGUCAACAAAGAGCCAAUUUAUGCAUAAUCAACUUGUUGAGCUUCAGAAGAAGGAAGAAAUGCUGCUAGAAACCAACAAAGAAUUAAGGAAGAAGUUGGAGGAUUCUAAUGCUUGCAUGCGACCCAUGCACGCCGGGGAUCAAAGCAUUCCCCACCAUGCACGCCGGGAUGAUCCGCAGGAGGGUUUUUUCCAGCCUCUACACUGCAAUAAUACAGUACCCCAAAUAGGCCAUAGUUACAAUCUGGAGGCAAGAGAUCAAGUGAAUGUUUCGACUGCUGCGACGCCAUACGUGAACCGAUUCAACCUGGGUUGGAUGCUUUGAUGAUAUAUAUAUGAAGUUGCAUAAACUGUAGAAGUACUUGUCCUUGAACAAAAAAAUCUAAAGAAAGAAAAGAGAACAUGGUUUGUGUAAGAAGUGCAAAUUAUAACUGGUUAUUCCAAUAAAUCCGGAUUUGUUUUUCAUAAAGCUUGGAGCAUAUGAUGUAAAAUGGCAUCAACUGAUCCUCUAUUUGUGAGUAGUUAUUUAUGUUUA
This is a messenger RNA of Tripterygium wilfordii, 1095 nucleotides long. Its product is annotated as MADS-box protein CMB1-like. Gene Ontology annotation, cellular component: nucleus. The coding region runs from base 148 to 885 and encodes 245 amino acids. The transcript is spliced from 8 exons. Gene Ontology annotation, biological process: positive regulation of transcription by RNA polymerase II. The record is from RefSeq and is a predicted model, not a curated record. Lineage: Eukaryota; Viridiplantae; Streptophyta; Magnoliopsida; Celastrales; Celastraceae. Gene Ontology annotation, molecular function: RNA polymerase II cis-regulatory region sequence-specific DNA binding; DNA-binding transcription factor activity, RNA polymerase II-specific; protein dimerization activity.